Symbiodinium sp. CCMP2456 is the source of this 1089-nucleotide messenger RNA. Lineage: Eukaryota; Dinophyceae; Suessiales; Symbiodiniaceae. The record is from the annotation of a GenBank genome assembly.
AUGUGGGCGGUGGUUAGCAUGAGCUUUGUCCUCGGGAUGCGCGAGAAGGGUCAGGGCACUGUCGUCUCGCUGGUCAACAAAGAUCUUACGGGAGAGCGCAGCUUGUCCAAGUCCGUGCUGUUCGUCCAUGAAAUGCCUACCGUGGGUCUUGCAGCCUGGGGACUUGGGUAUUGGUCUCCGAAAGUGGUGCUCGUGGACCUCAUGGGCACCUGCGACCAGACCAGCCCUGCGCUGCAGAUGCAGCUCUUCGCCCGGCUGCCCACUUGGGCCAAGUCCAUGCCUCACUGGAGCCGGGGGGCCUUCGCGUUGAGGUCGCGGCUUCAGUGGCAGUGCAUCGACUGCUCGGGCGCCUGCAGCCUGGACAAAGCCUUGGCGGAGCACGUGGACACGCUGGUCAAGGCGAAAGAGGAACAGGAUCGGAAGGACCGGGAGCUUCUCCAGGUCGUGGCUCCGAAGGCGGCGAUUAAGGAGCUCCUAGUCGAGUACGGCUUGCAGGACUUGCAUCUUGGCAGGGAGCUGAUGAUAAGGCCACUACCUGUCACCAGGUACCGAGAGGUCAAAGACCGCAUGGAUGCUCUGAACAAGAAUUUGACCGGCCUAGUCCUAGUCAGCAAGUCGCUGCAGGGAAUUCAGAAAGACGACGAUCGGACAAGGAAACGGCGGGUGGAGCGACUUCUCCGUCAGAAAGCGGACCCCAGCGCGCUGGACAGAUUCGGCAACACAGCCCUCUCCCAGGCUGCAGAUGCAGGUCAUGUGGACGUGCUCGAGACGUUGAUGAAGCACGGAAAUCAGCUGGAGGCACGCGACCAGCAAGGUUGCACAGCCUUAAUCCACGCCGCAAGGAGGGGCCACCUUGAGGUGGUCAAGGCGUUGCUGAAGGCCGGAGCCCAGUUGGAGGCCCACGAUAACUCUGGCCGCACGGCCCUCCUCGUUGCUGCAAAAGAAGACCACCUGAAGGUGGUCGAGGCCUUGCUGAAGGCCGGAGCCCGGCCCGAGGCCCGCGGUCAGUAUAACUGGACAUUCUUUGACUUGGCGCGACACCACCCAGGGCUUGCGGACAUCCUGAAGAAGCACCUCGAGGCCCAGUGA